Messenger RNA from Verruconis gallopava, 1661 nucleotides. RefSeq lists its product as uncharacterized. NCBI's taxonomy places the organism in Eukaryota, Fungi, Ascomycota, Dothideomycetes, Venturiales, Sympoventuriaceae. Gene Ontology annotation, cellular component: cell cortex of cell tip; plasma membrane. Bases 385 to 1362 code for a protein of 325 amino acids. Gene Ontology annotation, biological process: fungal-type cell wall organization. The record is from RefSeq and is a predicted model, not a curated record. The transcript has 2 exons.
CAGCCUUCUGCCGUGGCAACGCAUCUCAUCUCCGUCCGCUUUAUUUUCUUUUUGGUCCUGCCGGUCUCCUCACCGUCACCCUCGUUGUCUUCCCGUCAGCUUCAUUUCUUGUGCGCCGUCUUAUCCACUCCGACCCUGGCCCACCAGCUCGUUUCGGGGGCUGAGAAGAUCUGACCUUCGUCAUAUUUUGCUUGCCAGGGCUCCACCUGCCCAAAGACCUCGUCGGUUCAUAAACACACAACGCACUCGCACUCGCUCGCACGCAUACGACCGUCUCUGGAAUUGCGCUGCUUCAAUUCCUGUGGCGCAACCCACUCGCUUUGCCGACCCUUUCGAAUCGAUUGACAGCAGUCCACCCGCCGCAACAGGCGUUCAUCACACAUCAUGGGUAAACUCGGCAGAAUAGCGUGCAUAACCACGCCCAUGGUCCUCACCGUCAUCUCGUUCAUCCUGCUCGUUGUUGUCUUCCUCGGAGGAUGGAACAAGAACGACUCGAACCUAUCGUCGCUGUACUACUUCAAAGCCGACACAACGGGCUUCAAGAGCAAUAUAACUGAGUCUGGAGUCCUCAGCAUAAAUCUGCCAGGCUCAGCAGACGACCAGCUCCGCAACUUCCUCAACCAGCUUACCAGCUCCAACGCGAAGAAGAACCUCUCGGACAUCUACGAGGUGUACCUGUGGAAUUACUGCUCCGGCAGCAAGGAGAGUGAUGGCAGCGUCAAGCUGACCUACUGCUCCGCCCGCGAGGCGCGCUACUGGUUCAACCCGGUUGAGGUUUGGGGCUUGAACAACUCGGGUGUUGCGGAUCUGGUGCCCAAAGAGAUCCAGCACGGGCUGAACAUCUACAAGGCCGUCAGCAACUGGAUGUUCGUCGCCUACACCAUCGCCUUUUUCGCCACGCUGGCCAACAUCAUCGUGGGCCUGCUGGCCAUCUGCUCCCGCUGGGGCUCCUGCGUGACGACCAUCGUGUCGUCCGUGGCGACUCUGUUCACCUUCCUGUCCGCGCUCACCAGCACGAUCCUGUUCUCGGUGCUGACAGGGACGUUCAACUCGGUGCUCAAGACGUACGGCAUCAAGCUCAGCGUUGGCACCAAGAUGAUGAGCGUCGACUGGCUCGCAUUCGCCGCCUCCCUGGCGGCCACGCUCUUCUGGACCGUCAGCAUCUGCUGCUGCUCCGGAAAGAGCGACCGCAAGCGUCGCGACGGCGAAAAGGGCUACGGCGGCGGAAAGGGCUACCAGCCGCUGGGCGACAGCCGCGGCUCGUACGCGCAGCCGCCGACCAACGUCGAGAUGAGUAGCUUCGGCGCUCACGGUCCGUACGGCGGCCGGGAAACCGCCUACGAACCGUUUAGACACAGCUAAGAGGCAGGCUGGAUUCCACAGACGGGGCUUGUACGGCCGAGGUCGACGCGGAUAGAGCGACCUGACGGCCACGUUGUUCACGAUGUGUUUUGUGUGUGGGCGCAAGAUGAUACCCGAAUCGCUCCUUCUCCUUCAUCUUACAUACUUUUGGAUGGUUUGUAUUCGUUUGGCGUUCCAAGGGUGAGCAAAACGCUCAUGUGAGGACUCUGCAAGACAAGCAGAAGAGUUAUGAUGAUGUCGUAGGAUCAGUUAGAACUAGCAUGCCGAGAAUCAAAAACGAUUGACUUGGCUUUCCCCCG